AUGCGUCUGAACUACGCCCCCUCUACAGCACCCACAACCAACCCCGACGGCACGCCGCUCAGCCCGGCCGAGCAGGAAUCGACUGCAGACAUCUAUACGCGCAUUGCGGCGCGACGAAAUCCUCGCCCUCUUAUCCCCCUCGACCUGACCUUCUUGCACACUCCGCCGAUCGCCGACGGGUACAAUGCGUUUGUGGGAGCGAUCCGCAACAACGCGGUGAUACCGCAGUCGGUGCUUGAGCUGUCCGUCUGCCGGGUCGCGAUACUGAACGAGGCAGUCUACGAGUGGAAUGCACAUGCGCCACUGGCAUUGAAGGCCGGCGUCACGACAGCACAGUUGAGCGAAGUCAAGUAUUUAGCGGCGUCGAAAUUCACGGCGGAUGGCGCGAUCAUUGCAGAGCGGUUGCCGGAGAGCCAGCUCACCGACGCUCAGUGGGACGUGCUACUGUACACGGAUGCGGUCACGAAGAAUGUCAAGGUCGACGACGCGGUGUUUGACGCGGUCAAGCAGCGGUUUAGCGAGAGAGAGGUGGUGGAGCUGACGGCGUGCAUUGGGGCGUACAACAUGGUCAGUCGGUUCUUGGUUGCGCUGGACGUGGGCGAGAACAACGACAAGCGGAUGAAGGAGGCAGACGAGAUCGAGGCGGAGUUGGCAGCGAAAUAG
Talaromyces rugulosus is the source of this 663-nucleotide messenger RNA. RefSeq lists its product as uncharacterized. The transcript has a single exon. The record is from RefSeq and is a predicted model, not a curated record. Gene Ontology annotation, molecular function: peroxiredoxin activity. Lineage: Eukaryota; Fungi; Ascomycota; Eurotiomycetes; Eurotiales; Trichocomaceae. The coding region runs from base 1 to 663 and encodes 220 amino acids.